Condylura cristata (star-nosed mole) is the source of this 3293-nucleotide messenger RNA. It is a transcript of the gene HTATSF1, whose product is annotated as HIV-1 Tat specific factor 1. The transcript has 9 exons. The record is from RefSeq and is a predicted model, not a curated record. Gene Ontology annotation, cellular component: U2-type spliceosomal complex; U2 snRNP. Gene Ontology annotation, molecular function: RNA binding. Gene Ontology annotation, biological process: mRNA splicing, via spliceosome. Lineage: Eukaryota; Metazoa; Chordata; Mammalia; Eulipotyphla; Talpidae. Bases 71 to 2335 code for a protein of 754 amino acids.
UGUGUUCCCCGCGGGCGUCAUCUCGGCCUCUCCGCCCGCCUGGACCCUGCCCCUGGGUUAGGUCGCCAACAUGAGUGGCCACAACUUGGAAGGACACGACGAGUUUGACGAGCAGCUGCGAAUGCAAGAAUUGUACGGAGACCCCAAGGGCGGUGACACCCAGAAGGAGCCGGGCGGUGAAAACGACACCUUCGGCCAGCCGCCGGCGGACACCCCCUACGAGUGGGACCUGGACAAGAAGGCUUGGUUCCCCAAGAUCACUGAAGAUUUCAUCGCUACGUAUCAGGCCAAUUAUGGCUUUUCUAGUGAUGGUGCAUCCAGCUCUUCUGCAAGUGUGCAAGAUGUGAGUGGUAGGACUGGAGAGGAACCGCCACAAAGAAAAACCCCUGAACCCAGUGAUUCCAAAAAGCGGGGAGAAAAAAGAAAGACCGAGUCAGGAUGGUUUCAUGUUGAAGAAGACAGAAAUACAAAUGUUUAUGUGUCUGGUUUGCCUCCAGACAUCACAGUGGAUGAAUUUAUACAGCUCAUGUCCAAAUUUGGCAUUAUUAUGAGAGAUCCUCAAACAGAAGAAUUUAAGGUCAAGCUUUACAAAGAUAAUCAAGGAAAUCUUAAAGGUGAUGGGCUAUGCUGUUAUUUGAAGAGGGAAUCUGUGGACCUCGCUUUGAAGCUCUUGGAUGAAGAUGAAAUUAGAGGCUACAAAUUACACGUUGAGGUUGCAAAGUUUCAACUGAAGGGGGAAUAUGACGCUUCAAAAAAGAAGAAGAAGUGCAAAGACUACAAGAAGAAAUUGUCUCUGCAGCAGAAGCAGUUGGAUUGGAGACCUGAGAGAAAAGCCGGACCAUCUCGAAUGCGCCAUGAGCGAGUUGUCAUCAUCAAAAAUAUGUUUCAUCCUAUGGAUUUUGAGGAUGAUCCAUUGGUGCUGAAUGAGAUCAGAGAAGACCUUCGAGUAGAGUGUGCAAAGUUUGGACAAAUUAGGAAGCUCCUUCUCUUCGAUAGACACCCAGAUGGAGUGGCCUCUGUGUCCUUCAGGGAUCCAGAGGAAGCUGAUUAUUGCAUUCAAACACUUGACGGACGAUGGUUUGGUGGCCGUCAAAUCACAGCAGAAGCUUGGGAUGGGACUACAGAUUAUCAGGUGGAAGAAACCACAAGAGAAAGGGAGGAAAGGCUGAGAGGAUGGGAGGCUUUCCUCAAUGCUCCUGAAGCCAACAGAGGCCUUCAGCGUUCAAAUUCUGUCUGUGCUUCAGAAAGGGCAGGACCUUCCAGAGUGAGGCAUUUUUCCGAGCACCCUAGCACAUCUAAAGCGAAUGCUCAAGAAGCCAUAAGUGACAUGGCAUUUGAAGAACCUGUAGAGGAAAAGAAAUUUGGAAAAGUAGAAGAUGGAGAAUUUGAAGAAGAUGCAUCAGGAAAAAAUCCUAAAGAAGCUGGCCCUGAAAAGGUGGCUGAAGUAAGUUAUCCCCCCAAAAAACUUGAAGAAGGCUGCCUCGAGAAUCAGUCUGAGGAAGCCUGCCUCAAAAGAAAGCAUGAUGAAGACGGCCCUGGAAGAGAAUCUGGAGAAAGCAGCGUGGGAAAAGAGUUUAAAGAUGGCAGUCCUAAAAAGGAAGCUAAGGAGAAUGGUCCUGAAAAGGAAUCAGAAAAGAAGAGACUCAAGAAUGAUUAUGAGGAGAAUGGCCUUGAAAAGGGGUUUGAAGAAGGUAGCCCUGACAAGGAGGGGAAAGAGAGCAGCUCCCCAAAGGAGUCUGAAGAAGAUGUCUCAGAAGGAGACUCUGAAGACUGCUGUGAAAAGCAUUUUGAAGGUGGCUCUGAGAAAGAAUUUGAAGAGAAUGGUCUCGGAAAAGAUUUUGAUGAAGAUGACGCUGACAAAGAUUUUAAUGAAAAUGUUCUUGAAAAAGAGCUAGAAGAAAAUGACUCUGCAAGAUCAGAAUUUGAUGAUGACAGCUCUGAAAACAUGUUAGAUGAGGAAGGCUCUGAGAGAGACUUUGACCAAGAGUCGGAGGAAAAGGAAGAGGAGGAGGAUACAUAUGAGAAGGUAUUUGAUGAUGAAUCUGAUGAAAAAGAGGGUGAAGAAGAUGCAGAUGAAAAGGAGGAAGAUGCAGAUGAAAAGCUGUUUGAAGAGUCAGACGAAAAGGAGGAUGAAGAUGUAGCCAUAAAGGAAGAUGAAGACGCCGACGACAAGUUGUAUGCAUUCGAAGACGAUGAUUCCAGUGAGAAGCUGUUUGGCGACUCUGAUGAGAGAGGGAGUGUAGGUGGUGUGGGGGACCCUAAGGAAGAAGGCCCCCUGUCCACAGGCAGCAGCUUUGUCCUCAGUAGUGAUGACGACGACGAUGACGACAUUUAACCCCUUCAACGUGCUUUUUAGGGAAGACUCCUCCAUCUCCAUCUUGCCUGUUAGUCAGGGUAAUCACAGUAGUGUCACAUGAACAUGUGCAUAGGGGUAGAGCGCCGUCAGAUUAAUGUAUUGAUGUUUUCAUUGUACUUCAUGAUUUUAAAUACAUGUUAAGUGGCUGUUCAGUUAAAACUUCAUAGUUACAGUGCAAAUAAACUGGAUACAUGUCCUUUGUCGGAUUUGUUAAAUGCAUGCAGAAUAAUAUUUUUUAAAAGUAUUCUGAUUGAAGUUUGUGAUAUUCAGAAAUAAAAAUUAAGUUGUUAAUAUGCAGACAGUGAAAACUGGCCUUGAGUUAAAUUGCUGCUAUUGCUUUAUUCAUACUAAAAUUUGGUUUUUCUAAUAGAGGACUAGAAACAUCCCAUAGGGGUCUCUUUGCUUCCAGCUUAUGUUAGCACUUAUUUCCCCAUUUCCCUGCUAUAAGCCAGGUGUUACCAAACUUCUAGAGUAAGUAACACUUUGGAGUUUUCCCUUAGCCAGUCUUUGCAAGUUACUUUUGUUUGCUGCCCUCUUUCUAUGAACAUUGACCCUUGGAUGUGCAAGAGUGAACUUCCUGCAUAUAUGCAGGAAGACAUUAGAAUUAAAUCAUGUACUGUUUGGACCCUUUUACAAGUUGAUUAAAGUUAAGGAACCUCCCCUCAGAAAUCUGUAUGCACCCACUACACAACUUUUGGUAUACAGUUUGGGGAGGGCCUUGGCACCUGGAACAGGCACUCCAACUUAAGAACUGCUUUUGUCAUUCGUACUUCAGUGUUUUGUUCUAGAGUCAAGGUGCCCAGAACUGUGCUGAGUUGUGUAGUCCCAGUGCAAUUCGGGUCUUGUUUAUGCUUUCCAAAUUCAGUAUUGAUGAAUUGACUUCUGAUGUAGAAUUAAGAAGUUACUCAUAAAUUCGAAGUAUUAUAAAAUAAACUGC